Molecule: messenger RNA, 1828 nt
Organism: Arachis ipaensis
Lineage: Eukaryota; Viridiplantae; Streptophyta; Magnoliopsida; Fabales; Fabaceae
Source: RefSeq, a predicted model, not a curated record
GUUAUUAGGGAUCCUAAAAGACGUUUCUGUCUCACGCGGUUUGCUCUAUCCCUAACCAAAUCUCCAUCCGUCGGAUGAUCGCCGCACCGCCAUCCUCGACUGAGAUUUCGGCUUCCCUCCUCGGUUCUGGUCACAUGCAGACAAGCUAUGGCUAUCUCUGCGAUUCGAUUCGGUUCCACCAUGAGGGUGUUCUUCUCUUCGUUGUUUCUGUUCCUUUCUCCCCAGGGUUGUUCUGUCUCUCUCUGUCGAGGAUGCCUCAGUCUCCAUGUCGACUUCUCGGUUUUGGAUAGCAGAUGUUGUCACCGCGGUUCAAGAGGUAUAUGUGGGCUAUGGUUCCAUUCGCCCCUGUUCAAUCUGUUUCUCGAUUCCUUCUCCAGUUUGAAUUUCUUUAUUGUGUUAAUUGUUGCUGUUUUCUGGAUCUAUCAUUUAAUUUUUAGUUGUUUGGUUUCUGGUUUAAUCAUGCUGAUUGUUAAUUGUUUUUCUAAAUCAAUGGUUCUCUCCUAUGUUUGUGCUGUUGGUGUUUCUGUGAAAUAAUUUACUUCUUGGGGGGGGGGUUUGCUCAUUAUAAAUUAUAUAAUUUCCUUUUUACUGUUGGACUGAAGCUAACUGUAGUGUUUGGUAUAGUUGACUGAUGAAAUUCUCUUUUUGCUUUACUAUGAAUUGUCAAAUCAAGUAUAUGUGGUAGGUAUUUGGUAAUUUGCAACAGACCUCUUCCCAUAUUGUUUUUGCUCUUUUCCCAUGAGUAUUUGGUAACUUGUGAUAUCUUCCUAAAUGAUGUGUGUGACCAUAUCAAUCUAUAUAUUCCUAUUAGUCUAUCUCUGUCCUAUAUGUGAAGCUUACAUUGUAAUAUUGAGUGUUUGUUAAAUUUGGGAGUUUAUAACCCCAACUCCUUUGUUUAUCUCCUCAUCUUAGUUCUGAGUUCUUUUGUUUAUAUUUUCUACUUUUGGUGUUCUUAUCUUUCAUAUUUUGGGAAUGAAUGACCAUGUUGAUCUGGUGGACAAAAUCACUCCGUGGAGAGAAUCAUGGAAAGUGCAUGUUAAAGUUGUCAAGUUGUGGUACCACAAGAAUCCUGCUUUGGAUUCUUCUCAAAAUCUGUUGCAUAUGGUCUUAAUGAAUGAGAAGGGUGACAAAACAUCGGUUCAGACUUUUGUUCCAAUACAACACAUCUGUUGUUUCUGUGGUAUCUCCAAGGAUACCUCAUUCGGGUCUGUGUUUUGCAUCAUUAGAUGAAAUUGAUCAAAUGACAAAGGACCACAAUUUCCUGAUUGACUUUGUUGGGAUUAUUACUGGUGUUCGAAAAGAAAGAGAUGUGGCAUCAUAUGGGAAGCUGGUGAAAGCAGUGGUGCUAGAAGUCUUUGCUGAUGGCAAAAGGGUACAAUGCAAUGUGUUUGGAAAUGCUUGUGAUUUGUUAGAAUAUGAUAAGUUACAAAAAUAUGGAAGAUCUCCCCUGGUUGUCCUCGAGUCUUUUAAAAUCAAAGCCAUUGAAGGUGGGGUAAUCCUACAGAAUGUGAUAGAUGUCUCUAGGUUAUUCAUUAAUCCUGACAUUCCUGAGGCCGUUGAGUUCCUAAGCAAAUUUAGUGUAGCCAGUUAUGGAUUCUCAAGCCUUGUGACCAAUGACCUUGGAUACUUAGUUUCUAAAGUUGAUGGUGAUUAUUUCAAUUCCAAAGAGAUCAGUAAUAUUCAAGAUCUUCAUUCAGAUAAUGGGGAUUCUCAUUACUUUGUUAUUAGGACAAUUAAGGAAGUCAUGGAUGAACCAGAUUGGUGGUACUACACAUGUGUGUGUGGUCAAGCUGUUGUUGAGCAUGAGGAUCUCUACCUUUUUUAUUGA